This is a messenger RNA of Mauremys mutica (yellowpond turtle), 4551 nucleotides long. It is a transcript of the gene ZNF512, whose product is annotated as zinc finger protein 512. The record is from RefSeq and is a predicted model, not a curated record. The coding region runs from base 383 to 1855 and encodes 490 amino acids. The transcript has 15 exons. NCBI's taxonomy places the organism in Eukaryota, Metazoa, Chordata, Testudines, Geoemydidae. Gene Ontology annotation, molecular function: zinc ion binding.
CAGAGUGAUGAGGCGGUAGCGGGGCGCGCGCGCCAUGCGGAGCAACGGUUGUUCGGAUACAGGACCUGGGCACAGACAACAGAAGAUCAAGAGAUCUCUGGGAAACAAAAAGAUUGCAUUAGCUCUUUUGGCCACAGCACCACACUGGGGACCUCAUGUUCGCCUGACUAUCCACCAGGACCCCCAAAUCAUUUUCAGAGUCACUGCUUCGCAGGAUAGAGUACCCCAUCCUGUCCGAGGAGUUUGAAACUAGUCUCCUAGGGUCGGACAAUAACAAUGAGUGCUUCAGUGAUUCUUCUUCUACCUAUUCCAAGGGUCGAGUGAACGGGAGCUCAGAAUCUGGGGCAAGCGGGCUAUUCGCAGACCCACUGACUGGCUGGAAAUGAGGGGAAUAAAAACCAAUAUUAAUAAAUCCUCAGAGAAGAAAGGAGAAUCACCUUCCAGAGGAAAGAGGAAAUCUGAGCGAGAGGAUGAUGAAGAUUAUGAAGAAUUUUCCAGAAAGAAGCAGAAAGUUCCUGCAAGGAAAAAGCAACGAGCUGGGGUGCAACAAAAUCCCAAAUCCAAAGGGCGUUAUGUGCGGAAAGAGCCACCAACGUAUGCAGCAGGCAGUAUGGAGGAACAGUGGUACCUGGAAAUCCUAAGUAAGGGCAGAGUUACCUGUCCAACAUGCAGAGCUGUGGUCAGGAAGACUGUAGAGGGACUGAAGAAACAUAUGGCGAAUUGCAGACAGGAGAUGUUCACGUGUCAUCACUGUGGAAAACAGCUCAGGUCUUUGGCAGGAAUGAAAUACCACAUCAUGGCAGAUCACAACAACCUGCCAGUUGUGAAGGAGGGAGGUGAAUUAGAUGAGCAGUGUGAACGAGACCGCCUCCGGAAGGUGCUGAAACGAAUGGGAAAGCUAAAGUGUAUGAGGGAGGGAUGUACAGGCAGCUUCACCAGCAUAAUGGGAUACCUAUACCAUAUGAAAAAGUGUGGGAAGGAGGCCUCUGAGUUGGAGAAAAUGGCCAUGAAAUGUCGUCACUGUGGGAAAGCAUACAAGUCAAAGGCAGGGCUUGUUUAUCACCUUAGGUCUGAGCAUGGGCCGGUCACUUUCCUCCAUGAAGAAGAGAGGCCUGAGAGCCUGAAGGAAAUGACUCUGGAGCCCAGUAGUGCAGGCAGAGUCCAGAGAAAAUCUGCUAAGGUGGCAGUCUAUUACCUUCACGAGCUAGCUAAUGAAGAGCUGGCCAAGGAGUGGCCUAAGAAGAAGGUUCUACAGGACCUAGUCCCAGAUGAUCGGAAGCUGAAAUACACCCGGCCCGGACUGCCCACAUUUAGUCAGGAUGUGUUGUGCAAGUGGAAAUCGGAGAUAAAGAUGUACCGAAGGGUCCACUGUCCAAACCAGGGCUGUGAGUCUGUAUAUGGCAGUGUCUCAGGACUCAAAUCUCACCUCGGCACCUGCACCUUGGGAGACUUUGUGGCUGGGAAAUACAAGUGUCUCCUAUGUGAGAAGGAAUUCAUAUCAGAGAGCGGGGUCAAGUAUCACAUCAACUCUGUGCAUGCUGAGGACUGGUUUGAUGUGAAUACCACUAACAAAAAAAGCUUUGAGAAGCUGAUGAAAAUCCGCCAGAGAGAAGAUGAGCAGAGAAAGCAGCGAAAGAAGUGUAUUGCAGCUCGGAGCAGAAAGAAAAGGCCUGGAAUUGUAUCUGCCAAGAAGCUCCUUGGUGCAGGGGCUGAGAGAAGCAGAAGAAGGAGUAAGAGGGGGCAUUCCCAGCUGGUGGACAAUGAGAGCAGGAGCAGCGAGGAGGAGGAGGAGGAGCCCCAAGCUGCACAGAGAGCAGAAACUCCAAAAACUAUCCGCAAACGGGGCAGGAAAUAGAUCAUUGGAGGCAGAGGAACUAGACAGUUCUAGGAAGCCAGGAGCCCAGGUCAUGGCACAGCAGUCACUCCCUCCCAUGGACAGUGGCACUAGCAGUGUAGUUUGUGCCCUAGUUACAGGCUGAGUUCAGGUUAUGUUAGUUGCUUAUUUAGUGAUUUUAAAUAUUUCAGUCUCCGUUACAGCUCUCUGCUUUUGUUGUCCUCCUCUUAGGGAUCCUCAGCUUUGGUGAGGGCAGGUUUCCUUGAUGGAUCUCUAGGGCUGGGUGUGCAGGUCUCAGUUGGGGGAGUGAUUUCCUUUGGGGUAGUGUGUGCAGAUCCUGGGCAGUUUCUGGGGUGGGGCACAGAUGCUCUGGCUUGAUCACCUGCAGCCCAGUGCUACCUCAGGUGCUUAAAGGGGCUGCCUCUGAGACUCAGACACCUGAGUGCUGUCUCUCCCUUAGGUCAUUGCCAUAAAGCACCAUCCCUUCAAACUCAGCACUGCCCAGCAGUUUAGGAGCCCAGGCCUGCCUGAGGGGGUAGGACAUCACCCUGCCAAAAGCAGGAGUGUUUGCAGUGAGCUAAUGUACCCUUCAGCACCUGCCUCCUUUAAGGCUGAGCACUGACUGGUCCCUGAAAGUGGGGAGGGAGCUCUUCCUCCAGUCUGUGGCUAAGCACCAGCUCUCUGGACCCUUGCCUUCCAGAGGCACAUGGCAGCAAACUUGUCUGCCAGCACGCUACAGUCUGGGGAUGUGUGAGAUCAGUGCAGAUGGCUUGUGCUGUGUUACAGGUUCACACUUCAUAACAGCCACCCCCCACCUGCAGGACAGAGCUCAUACACAGUAGCAAAGCCCUGCGUAUUGCUGCCAUGGGAUGGCCUUGCCCUAGUUUGGUGUCUUUCUUCCCUCAAGCCUCAGUAGGAGCUGCUUCUCCUUGUCAGUGAGCUCUGCAGGUGCCUUCUCCCCUGAGCUAGUUGUAGCCCGCUCCUGGGAUUGCCACCUUUACCGGGACAAGCCUUAUGUAAUGGGCCUUCCUGUGUGUUGGUGUCAGGGCUGGAGGAAGGGGGUCCUGUUUACCUGUUGAAUUAAGUUUUAAUUUAGUGCAUGGUGAGUGUUCUGCCAUGUUCCACUUGUACAGCAGGGCCAGUUGAGACCCAUAAAUGGAUAACAUCUCUGGCAGGCUUAGCCACCCCCAUUCUCUGCUGGGUAGAGAAGGGGCCUGCAGGAUUUCUGAUGUCAGCUCACAUGCCCUGACAGAAAACUGCAGGAUUUGAUGUCUCUUUACCCUCUCCUCUCUUGUCCCGCUACAGUUCCCUGCCUCAGCUGGCUCUUUAGUUUGAUACAUGAGGAUUCAGUUCAUAUCUCGCUGCAGUGGAAGCUUCCACAUCAGCCUAAGUUGCUGGUGCUGAAAUUCACAGUGGAUUCCCUGAGGUGCACAGGGCACAGACAGGUUUAUUUUACAGAAGCUACACCCUAAUAUGCAUAGAGUGAAGCAAAUUACACCCACCUCUUGUCUCAUACAAACUAACACCCAUGGCGAUUGUUGGACUCUGCAUGCAAUGCUCCAUUCUGAUCUAGGGGCAGCAGCUGCAUUUCAUGCUGGGACCUGCAGUUGUCAUGGAUUGCAGUGCUGUUUUAAAGAGGUAGGUUUCUGGGCUCUUCUAUAGAGGCUGUGAGAUCUGUGGUCAGAGCAGCAAGAUCAGAACAAAAUGAAAUAAAAUGUCACCAAUGCAAGAAUGUGAUAAUUUCUUUGGUGUAUAGUGUCUGUAGAAUCAUCCCCACUUUUCUGCCCCAUACUGCUAGAGUGCAGAACUGCCUGUCUCUGGGCUUGUUGUGGGUAGCAAUAGGACACAUGCCCUUAAGCACUGAGGCAAAGAGCACUCACGUUCAGCUUUUCAACCACUUCUCUAUCCAGCACUCCAACCCUCCUCACAGCCUGUUGCAUUAAUGUAGGUGAAAUAUGUGGGCACAAAGAGUCAAAGGCAUGUAUUAGGAACACAAAGAAUUCUAACAGUGGUGUUGAUCCAUUUGUAGUUGGAAAUGGAAGAAUUAUCAAUAAUAAUGCAGAAAAGGCAGAAGUGCUCAAUAAAUACAUCUGCAUUGGGGGGAUGGGGGGAAAUGAUGUAGUCAUAUAUGAUAACACUUUUGCCACUUCACUAGUAGCUCUGGAGGAUGUUAAACAGCAGCUAUUAAAGUUUGACAUUUUUAAAUCAGCAGGUCCAGAUAACUUUCAUCCAAGAGUUUUAAAAGAGCUGGCUGAGAAGCUUGCUGAACCAUUAAUGUUGAUUUUCAGUAAAUCUUGAAACACUGGGGAAGUUCUAGAAAACAGCUAAUUAUUGGGUCAACAAGUGAAAAGGGUAAAUGGGAUGACCUGGGUAAUUAUAGGCCAGUCAUUCUGAUUUUGAUCCCAGUCAAGAUAAUGGAGCAGCUGAUACAGAGCUCAAUAAAUAAAGAAUAAAAGGAUGGUAAAAUAAUUAAUGUCAAUCAACAUGGGUUUAUGGAAAAUAGAUCCUGUCAAACCUACUUGAAAUUUUUUUAAUGAGAUUACAAGUUUGGUUGAUAAAGGUAAUAGCGUUGGUGUAUUAGACAUUGACUUGGUACUGCACAACAUUUUGAUUAAAAAACCUAGAACAAUAUAAACUUAACCUGGUGCACAUUAAAUGGAUUAAAAGCUGGCUAACUGAUAGGUCUGAAAAUGUAAUUGUAAACGGGGAAUCAUCAU